Molecule: messenger RNA, 1764 nt
Organism: Adelges cooleyi (spruce gall adelgid)
Lineage: Eukaryota; Metazoa; Arthropoda; Insecta; Hemiptera; Adelgidae
Gene: Miga
Product: mitoguardin
Exons: 10
Coding region: 146-1669 (507 amino acids)
Biological process (GO): mitochondrial fusion
Source: RefSeq, a predicted model, not a curated record
GAACGCUUCGCCGUUGUCGUUUUGUUUUACAAAAACCGUGAAGUAAACCUUGUAAAUGCCGUUUGACUUGAGCGUUUCCCGUUCUCCGCCUUCAACCAUGCACAACCCGCUUACACGAGAUACCUUUGGAGGCGUUUGAACGACAAUGUGUGGCAAGAAAUCGGCCCUUGUCCUGUACCCGUGGACCAAACUCACGGGUCUAUUGAAAAAACACAUUUCGCAAAACACUUUAGUUGUGUCGAUUUCAUUGGGCAUUACAGUUAGCACAGCUCUUUUAAUAGUCUUAGGAAAUUAUUGGAAAAGAAGAAAAUAUCCUAAACAUUCAGCUCCCGUGAUCAAACACAUGAAUUACGAACGAAGAAAACCUAACGUCGACAUACCCUCAGUAUCCAGCUUUAGGAUUUUCAGAACUAGUCAUAGAUCACUCAGUCCAAGCAUUAAAUCGGCUAAUCGACAAACGUCUGUAGUGUCAUCAGUCCAAGAUUCGCCACAAGCUAAAACUGACAUUAAAUACACUGCCCCUCAACAGCUUGGCGUCAUGGGUAUGGAGUCUUUAGCUUGCAGUAUAUCUUUUUGGGAAGAUGCGCUACUGUCAUUUUCCGGUGCUUCUGGCAAUUCAUCAAACAGACUUAUGUCUACCGAAGACACCCAAUUUUAUAAAGAACUCCAGCUCUUAGUUGAUUCAGCAUAUUCUCUACAAGAUCAGUGUCAAUUACUAUUCCUCGACCAAAGAUCAGUAUUAUUUCGUGUUCAUCAUAAUGGAAAUGACGAGGACACUCUUCACCCUGACGAUCGUCGUUCUUCUGUUGAUAGUUUUGUAUCUGCUCGCACGGACGUUGCAAAUCUAAGAGAAUUUGAAGAAUUAAGUUUCGAUAAUUACUAUCUGUAUCAAAACGCCAUUAAAUACGUUGAGAACGAGGGUGUUUCAUGCAGGAGUUUUCGCACGACGUUAGUGAACUGUGUAUCGGACCGAGAAUAUGUUUGCAAGCUCUACUGUAUUCGCUUAGCAUUCGAACAUUUAUUUAAGACUGAAAGUAGUUCAACAUGGUUUGCCGACUGUGGACGGCGCAUACUAACUGAUAUAUUUUUAUUUGCCGAAAAAGAUCCUAAAGAUUUCCUUUUGGCCUACGAAGAAAUGUUGUGCUGGGCGAAAACUGACGUGCAUUGGAAAGAAGCUGAGCUUGAAUUGUCUGUGAGAGGCGUAAAAAAAAUGACAUUUUAUGAUAUUGUAAUGGAUUAUAUUUUAAUGGAUGCGUUUGAAGACCUUGAAUCGCCUCCAGCAUCCAUGGUGGCCGUCAUACAAAAUCGGUGGUUGUCAAAAGGGUUCAAAGAGACUGCAUUGGCGUCCGCAGUGUGGUCAGUGUUACGGGUCAAAAGAAGUAAAUUAAAAUUUCCCAAUGGAUUUAUGCAUCACUUUUAUAAUAUUUCUGAGCAAAUGUCACCGCUGCUGGCGUGGGGUUUUCUGGGACCCGACGAAGAACUGAACAGAGUAUGCUUAUAUUUCAAGGAACAAGUUAUAGAACUGAUGCGAGAUAUUUUCUGUUUUGAAAAAUGCCGCUAUACGACCACAGAAGAUUUGUCUCACGAUUUAUUCGAACAGUUCAAGUUCCGUGCCGAAAACAUCAAUAGAAUGAUCGAAAUGAAAUGUAAUUUGGACAUUAAAAAAUAACGUCCAUUAUUGUUGUAUUGUGAGGGAUCUUACUUAAGUUACCGCUAAACGUAGCAUAAUUUUUAUAAUGUUACAUUGGUAUCUUUACGCCUUAA